AUGUCGGAACUCAACGAUUUUCUGGUUCUAUUGCAAGACAAGCCGGGCAUGCUGCAGACACGCUUGGGCAAUGUACAGGGGCAUAUAGCCCACCUGAAGAGCCUUAUCGAAUCCGGUACCGUCGUUAUGUCUGGUCCGACUCUUUCCUCACACCCAAAGACUGCUAGCGAGGAGCCCGACGUCAACGGUAGCUCUGUGCUUGUUCGUGCGAACUCGGAGGAGGAGGUCCGCGCCUUAAUCAACGACGACGUCUACGCCAAAAUCGGUGUCUGGGACCUCGAAAAAAUCACAAUCAUUCCAAUUAAGUGCGUGGUGCGAAAGCCUCUAUGA
Molecule: messenger RNA, 330 nt
Organism: Daldinia childiae
Lineage: Eukaryota; Fungi; Ascomycota; Sordariomycetes; Xylariales; Hypoxylaceae
Product: YCII-related domain protein
Exons: 1
Coding region: 1-330 (109 amino acids)
Source: RefSeq, a predicted model, not a curated record